This is a messenger RNA of Girardinichthys multiradiatus, 1796 nucleotides long. RefSeq names its product nuclear receptor coactivator 7 (gene ncoa7a). Gene Ontology annotation, cellular component: nucleus. The record is from RefSeq and is a predicted model, not a curated record. Bases 354 to 1073 code for a protein of 239 amino acids. The transcript is spliced from 6 exons. Lineage: Eukaryota; Metazoa; Chordata; Actinopteri; Cyprinodontiformes; Goodeidae. Gene Ontology annotation, biological process: response to oxidative stress; regulation of transcription by RNA polymerase II.
AUCAGACAAAGAACAAACAAGUUACAGUUUGCUAAGCUCUGCGUGUAAGCUAUCAACUGUCAGAACAUUCUUGGAGAAAAUUAAGCCCCUCCUUUCUUACAGUACAGUUAGCUGAGAGCAUUACUGUUAAAGCAAGUACAUUUUGAAAUGAUGGAAAACCCAUGUUCCUUAUAUGGACGUCCUUUCUCUUCAUCAUCUAUACCUCAGAGGAGGGUUUCCGCUUCAUUUAUGAGGAAAAGGAAACUGUUGCAAAAGUUCACCACUGAGCAGCCAUGUGUUGAGGUUCCAGCUAAAGAAAGUGAAAGCACCACAGAAAUUAUAUAAGGAGGGAAAGUUGCCUUUAGAGAGCAGACAUGUGGAAGCGCAGAGUGGAGAAGCUGACAGACAAAUCAGAAACUAUGAAGAAAAUGCUGGAAAAUAUCAAAGUGCUUUAUUUUGCCAGUGACUGUGCUGAGCCAUAUGUUGAGAUCAUCACAGUGAAGGACUCAAAGCGCCGCCUGAGUCUCUGCAGCUCAGUGGAGUCUGAGGUUGAUGACAGUGAGUACCAGGAGGAUGAUUUCCCUGUCCUGAGCCACGAGAGCCAGCUGCUGGAUGAAUAUCACCUGCAGAAGCUUGUCGCUCACUUGCCUCCAAGGACUCAGGGGUCUCCAUGGCAACUGGCGUAUAGCACGGUCAUCCAUGGGAGCAGCCUAAAGACACUCUACAGGAACUUGGCUAAUCUGGACAGCCCUGUGCUGCUGGUCAUCAAAGACAUGCACAAAAAGGUGUUUGGGGCUUUUUGUUCAGAUCCAUUCAGAGUCAGUAAAUACUGCUACGGCACCGGCGAGACCUUCUUGUUCAGUUUCAACCCUGACUUUCAGCUAUACAGGUGGAGCGGGGAGAACUCCUAUUUUGUCAGCGGUAACUUGGAAUCUCUGCAGAUUGGUGGAGGAGGGGGUGGCUUUGCCCUGUGGCUGGAUGCUGAUUUGUACCACGGUGCAAGCUUUUCCUGCCCCACCUUCCACAACGCUCCUCUUUCCACACAUGAAGACUUUAUCGUACAAGACGUUGAAGUCUGGACCGUGCAGAACUGAAUGGGAGCAUUAAGUGAAUGAGAUUUUCUACUUAAAAUUAGGAAACUUUAAGAGCCAUCGUAUCUGCUUUAUCCAGAUAAAGCAUCCACUGUCAGAACUGCAUCGGGGCCUGAGAACCAGUAACUGGUUCUGUCAGUGGGCAACCUGCUUGGUGAACUGGAACUGUUAGAAGCAAGUAGCAACAUGCUGUGAGCUUCUGGGUGUUCACCAUUUAUACCCUGACCAUGCCCUUCUAUGAUCCUAAAGAGGAUUUUGGCACAAGGAUAACACUGAAGACAUGUUUGCUUACAAUUUAAAAAUGUUAUGCAUGUAUUGUGAUAUUUGUGUUUACACCUGCUUUUUUGGCAUUUCUUUGAUGGUAAGAACACUGUAACAGGAUAGGAGCUAAAGCUUCCUAUCUGAGCUCCUCUAGGAGGUUAGGCUUUAAUGUAACUCCAUCUGAAAGGAGCAAAUCUGAGAUGAGGUGAGAUAAAGCACAACUUUGCACUACAAACAGCUAAAUGUAUUGUCAGUGAUAUGUGGUGUUUGAGGAGGAAGGGAAAUCCAACUGUUACCUGCCUGUCUUCUCAUGUAAUACUACUAUGUUCCUGUUUGGAAUACAUAUAAGCAAGAAAUAAUUAAUAUUUGAAAUCUUUGGCUUAUUUUUUAACUUAAUUAUUUAACUGUGAAUCCUUUUUUUACAAAAAAAUGUUGAAACAAGAAAAUAAAGUAUAUUUUGAUGUA